AUGCCACGCGACUUUGGACUAGGCUUGUCUGUGGUAGAACUCGAUGAAUUCAAAAACGAUGUGAACCAAAGACCUCAUCGCGAGUCGAAACAAGACGGGAAAUACUCUCCCGUUGGCGAUGAUGACUACAGCAUUGUCACGCCAUCAGUACGACGUCGACCUACAGCAGGCCCGUACCAAAGCACAGAAUCUCUUAUAAAUGACUCAUCCAGUACCAACAAGCAAUCAUACUGGAAAAGCUUCAAGGGCCCCGAAGCCCCAAAAAGGGUUUGUAAAAAUGGCAUCUGGGCUGUCCUUUGUCAUUUGGCCUUGUUCCAUAUUCCGCCCAUCGGUAUCACCCUGGCCCUUCUAGGACUAUAUGUCCACAAAAUACGGUGGGGUGAUUUGACUGAGGAACAAUUGAACUUCUUGCAGUUCGCAGCCAAGGCGCAUGAAAUAUUAAUCUUGGUGUCGUUGACGGAUAUCCUAUUACAACGAAUCUGCUACAGUCUCAUGUGCGAAGAUCAAGGUGUUCCUCUGGGACUUCUUUCGUCACCAUUUCAACUGGGAUCACCCCUUCACUAUUUCUUCAGUUGGGAAUUGUGGUCUGGCAUCAUACAACCAGGCGUGAAGCCUAAGAAAGCGCGGUCUUGGAUCACUGGGAUGGUCAUCAUAGUCACAGUCUUGCUCUCCGUCGCAGCCGCUCCACUUUCAGCUAUCGUCAUGAUUCCUCGCGAAGGGUGGUGGCAGGUCUAUCAUACACCCGACGAUGACCAGGGACGCGUGACCUAUUUUAAACCCGACAUCUAUCCAACUGAUCUUGGAGAGAAGCAAAUUGAUGUGUAUCUCAUACAAAAAGAGGCCGACUUCACGCUUCACCGCCCCAAUUUGGUUCUUGGACCCAUAUUCUGGGAUAUGCCUACAAUCAGCACGGAGACUAAUCUUCAGCCAUUAUCCAACAUCACAUAUUCCAACUAUGACACGUUGGUAGCCUCGAAUCGAGUCAUUUCAUUGACGCAGGCCAUUCCUGAUGCUAUGCUUGGCCUUGCCGUUGCCACAACGCCAAUGGACACCCUGUCCUACAACAUUCUCCAUAGUUGGCACACUCGAGAGGACGAGCCAAAAGAUCUUCUUGUCAGGUCGUACUGGAGGACGCUCGACUCGCAAUCUCUAAAAAGGUGGAAGCAACCUCUCGUGGCUACAGAAUGCGCAUGGAACCUGACAAGUGGCAACGAGUCAUAUUUCAGCUUUCCGUCGAAUAUGUCAAGUGGCGAGGUGACCAUGACUUUUGAGGAUGAUCCUGACUUUAAGGAUUUGGUUGCCGAGGCUCGAAAAAUGCCCAAGAAUAAAUUACCCAAAGUCAGACAUCGAGCAUGGGCACCAUCGAACGAAGCCAGUUCAAGGAUAAGCGCCAAUUUCCUCUUUCUGGUAGAAAUCCCAGAAUAUUUUGACAACGGUACUCUCAACGAUUAUGGUUAUGGUGAACGUACAGAAACCAGUUUGGGAUUUCAAUUUUGUCGUACUUAUGCUCGUUGGGCAGAAGCUGAUUUCUGGGUUGAGAGGGGGAAGUCUCAUCUCAUACAGAAUCAAUUCGACCGCUCCCUGUUCGACAUUUACGACUUUGUCGGCGAUUCUGCAGCCAAAUAUGAGCCGAUCAGGAUGCACAAAGAAUGGUUGGAAUCAGUUGGCAGCCGAAGAAACGAGACCGACGAAGUCAUUGCCGAACAGGCUUCAAUCUGGGAUAACAGUAUUGAUAUAGCCCACGAUCUCCGGUCACGAGUCUACUACGACACUGCCGAGGAAGAGGGGCGGUACCUUCAGUUAGCACUGGGGGUGCAUCUGGCUGAUAUUCUAUCACGUAUGGGCCGGGAUCUCCUCGAUCGCAAGGGAAUCCGUGCUGACGACAGUAUUGACGGCAAACCCCCAGAACCAGGUGAUUAUAUCCUGGAACAGCAAAACUUCUUGGGUGGUUACGGCUACAGCAUCGAAAGUAGUAGCACCAUCCCUCUGGCACUGGGCAUUUUGCUUCUGCAUGUGGCUAUUGUUCUGAUCCACGCCUUCAUUAUCGUAUUCUUCCGGCAUCGGUGGCUAAGUUCCUGCUGGGCAGGUUUUGGGGAAGUUCUCGUACUAGCACUGCGCUCUGAGAAACAUGAUCUGGGAAAUGUUGGUGGUGGAGUGGAUAGUUCACAAACAUGGAGUACAUCUGCAACAGUGAGGAUAGUUGGAGAGGACGGAAGGUUGGAGAUGGUCCUCAACAACACGAGGAAUGAUGAUGGACUGAUACAAGGGGAAGGAUACAAGGAAGACAGUGGUAGCACUGGCUAUUCUCGCGUUGAGCCAGGCGUUAGAUAUCGCUAA
This is a messenger RNA of Fusarium graminearum PH-1, 2337 nucleotides long. RefSeq lists its product as uncharacterized. The transcript has 2 exons. The record is from RefSeq and is a predicted model, not a curated record. NCBI's taxonomy places the organism in Eukaryota, Fungi, Ascomycota, Sordariomycetes, Hypocreales, Nectriaceae. The coding region runs from base 1 to 2337 and encodes 778 amino acids.